Molecule: messenger RNA, 2286 nt
Organism: Botrytis cinerea B05.10
Lineage: Eukaryota; Fungi; Ascomycota; Leotiomycetes; Helotiales; Sclerotiniaceae
Exons: 2
Coding region: 750-1895 (381 amino acids)
Biological process (GO): ergosterol biosynthetic process
Cellular component (GO): endoplasmic reticulum
Molecular function (GO): sterol 24-C-methyltransferase activity
Source: RefSeq, a predicted model, not a curated record
GCACCCACAUUUCUUCAUCUCAUCCAGCUAACCUCAUCUCACCCACCAAACCCCAACACAUCACCAUAUCAAAUCCCUAUCUUCAAAUCCCCUCGUGAAUCAAACCAAGCAUUUCCCAAUCUCAAUCUCAAUCUCAAUAUUCAUCCUAAACCCGAAGCCCUAAGCCCGAAACCCGAUGCACGCUCGAGGACAGCUAUCGAUGCUGAUGCAGCGAGCCAGUUAAGUCAGUAAGUCAGUAAGCAAGUAAGCAAGCAAGCAUCCCGUCAAAUUACACCACAAUACCAAGUGAAGAAUCCAGAAUCCAGAAUCCACAACCCAGAAGAAGAAGCAUACAAGCAUACAAGCAUACCAGCUAGCCACCCCCCACAACUACAUCCACAACAACAAAUACAUACAUCCAUACAAAAAGAUCAACUCUUGGAAUGAUACGAUAUAAACAAAAAAACAAACAACACAAGCGGGUAUCACAUCAAAUCACAUCUGCAAGCUCGGUUACGAAACCUCUAAUUCGUAUUCGUUUUCGAGUUGUUCCCCCUUUAAGCUAGAUCUCGGGUCCCCUGCUAGUGCGACUUACAUGCUGUCGCGAUCCGAAUACGCACCCCCUGUCUCAUCACGUGAUUAACCCUCUCUGGAUAGUUAUUAAGACUUCUUCCAGCCCGCCAGCUACUUUGCCAUUCUCAGUUCAAUAGAUCCAUUUACUUCUCCCGCAAUCAACAAUCACCCCAACUCUCCCCAGCAAAUCCCCCAGCAUGGCCACCCCCAUCGUCCUCGAGCCGCAAGAUCUCGCACGAGAUUCCGCGUUCAAGCAAGCGCUCCAUGGCCAAACCGGACAGACCGAUCGCUCGUUCCUGAACCUGAUGCACAAGGACAAGGACGCGCAGAAGCUUGCCGCGGAUGAAUAUUUCAAGCAUUGGGAUAACAAGGUUGCCAAGAAUGAAACGACGCUGGAUCGCGAUACGAGACGCAAGGACUAUGCUACGCUCACUCGUCACUACUAUGAUCUCGCAACGGAUCUCUACGAAUAUGGUUGGGCCCAAAGUUUCCACUUCUGCACAUUCGCCAAAGGCGAGCCACUAAAGCAAGCCCUCGCACGACACGAGCACUAUCUGGCGCUGAAAAUGGGACUCCAGCAAGACCAGCUCGUGCUCGACGUCGGAUGCGGCGUUGGCGGGCCCGCCCGCGAGAUCGCCAAAUUCACCGGCUGCAAAAUCGUCGGGUUGAACAAUAACGAUUACCAGAUCGAGCGCGCGACACGCUAUGCGCAGCAACAGGGUUUGGGAAACCGAGUCAGCUUCACGAAAGGUGAUUUUAUGCAGAUGAGCUAUCCGGAUAAUAGUUUCGAUGCCGUCUAUGCGAUUGAGGCUACUGUGCACGCUCCCAGCUUAGAGGGCGUCUACAGCGAGAUCUUCCGAGUUCUGAAACCGGGUGGUUCGUUCGGCGUGUACGAGUGGCUGAUGACUGAAAAAUAUGACAAUGAAGAUCCCCACCACCGAGCGCUUCGUCUGGGGAUCGAGCAAGGAAAUGGAAUUAGUAACAUGGAGAAGAUUUCGGUAGCGCUACAGGCAAUGGAGAAAGCCGGCUUCGUUCUCGAACUCCACAUGAAUGUUGCAGAAAAGGAGGACGGGAAUGGGAUUCCGUGGUAUUGGCCUCUCAGCGGCGAACUGAAAUACAUGCAGAGUAUUUGGGAACUACCCACGUUCCUUCGAAUGUCACCCAUUGGUCGCACUGUCGUGCACGGAUUCAUUGGGGCUAUGGAGACGAUUGCAAUGGCUCCAAAAGGCACUCAGAAGACGGCCAAUUCACUAGCAGCAGGAGCAGAAUGUCUGGUUGCAGGUGCGAAGGAGAAACUAUUCACACCGAUGUAUCUGAUGGUUGCUCGUAAACCAGCAGUAUGAUGAAAGGUGUGAUUUGAAGCGUGUAAUCAAGUUUUCAUAUAAGAAAACCUAUUAAUUCAUGUACUAUAAUAUUAACUAAUGUGAGCUUUGUAAUCUUUUAUAUGAACAUCCCAAAAAGUUUGAACAAGGAUGGAACAUGGCUUUUCGGUGAUGAUGUUGCUCGCUCUAUUGACCACCACCCACCCCAAUCUAACAAUCCGAGUACCACAACAACACAUUACCAACAACAAAAAGCACACAAUGCUCCGCUACUCUUACAAGUCCCCAAGAAACAACUCAACAACCUUUAUAAACUCUCACCACCCCUGAGUGUGAAACUCAAUCGCACUUGCGAAAGUUGUAAGACUUCCUCACUCGAGACUAUGAAUAAAGAAAGGUCUUCAGAGAUGCA